AUUUGCGCUGGAGACCUCAAGCAGAGACUUCUGCAGUGCAAGAGAAGGACGCGGCUCAAUCAAACUGGCCAUAGACGACGACACAAUACAUAAUGGCGCCCCUAGCCGAAGCAACCGCGCCGACAACGCCCGCCCUCGAGCAGGCCACCGUACUCAAGCAGAAGAUCAUCGAGGAGCCGCAGGAGCCGCAGAGUGAGGCCGCAUGUGAAGAAGACAACGAAGUCGAUGAGCCCUCUACACAGCAAGAGACCGAGGCCGAUGAGGCCCAGGAGCCCCCCAAGAAGCGCGUGCGUUUCGAUUUAGCGGACGUUGUAGAGUUUGAGCCUACCAUGUGGACAGCCACAGUCUCCUCCGAAGGCGUACCGCUCGGUAUGUCUGUGGACGUGCGUCGCCGUACCAAGUGCCCACUGGACACAUACGAGAACGAGCGCGUUUCAUAUCGCGUAGACCGUCAGGAGUACAUGGAGUUGGGCUAUCUCGAGCCUGAAGAGAGACUGGACAUCCUUGAAAACGCCGGCCACUCCAUUUCAAUUAUUAGCCACGUUGAGCGUGAGACGCUACGUAUUAACCGUGAACGCUGGGAAUCCAACGAAUAUGACCUCAUGUACCAGUAUGGACUGGGUGAAGUACCGCUGAUGGAGGACGGCGACAUGGAGAUGAUGCAGCAUGACGACAUCGACGAUAUCAUGCACGUAGACGAUAGCAGCGAGGACGAUUUCUUUUUUGGAGGAGGCGGCCGGAAUAUGGUUGUAGACUCGGAAGUCCGCUUCGCUAUGGAGGACCUGGACGCGUACGACGCCAUCAACACCCGCACUUACGAUGACCUGAGCAUUGAUUACGCCGCGGACUGCAUUCUGGGCGACAACGAGAGCUCAGACGAGAACAAUGAGCUGCCGUACGCUGUUGACUCGUUCGACUCUCCACUUAGUUGCGACCUGCUGGAGAUGGGCACGUCACCUUCCGAUGUGUCGGACUCGUCGAACUGCAUGCUUGUCGCUGCAACAGCCGCAAGUUGCGCUCAGUCCGCUACCGCCACCAGUGCUAGCGCGAGCAGUCCGACAGACGUCGUCAGCUCAGUGGAAACCGCUCCUGUUGUUGCCGUGUAAACUCGUCGGAGAAUUUUUAGACACCGUGCUCGUCUGCCACGGAUGUAGUAUAUGUGCACGCUACGCCUUCCAAGCCGCCCCUGAUCGAGUGAAGUGGCCAAGGUUCCCACCGGUAUUUAGUAAGCAGGGGGAAGGCGCUGCUCCUUUGUAUUUUGCCCCCUUUUGAUUGUUGAUAGCGGAUAGUUUCGAUAGGAUAGCCCUUCUCGUAUUAUUAUUGCUUUGAAGAUUUGUCCCAUGAUGCCCACGUCUCCAUUGUUUCUUCUCCAGAUCCAUGGAC
This is a messenger RNA of Phytophthora nicotianae INRA-310, 1383 nucleotides long. RefSeq lists its product as hypothetical. Bases 93 to 1106 code for a protein of 337 amino acids. Lineage: Eukaryota; Oomycota; Peronosporomycetes; Peronosporales; Peronosporaceae. The record is from RefSeq and is a predicted model, not a curated record. The transcript has 2 exons.